GAAACCACCAAAUGUCAUAAAAUUCCUCUCAUCCAUUCUUGAGAGAACACUUUGAGAACCUUUUUGUCAAGUAGGGUUAUAAGGGGAUUCGUUUUUUUUCUUUCUGCUUUAUUUCACUUGACAGCAUUUGAAAGCCAAGUAAAAAAUUGUGCUUAAAAAAAGGGAUAUUGGAAGAUAAAGAAGGCCAAGUUUUCGUUCAAGUAUUGGCUACUUUGAUAGAAGUGCGUAUUACUGGAUUCCAAUAACUGUAAGACCAUGGCCUCUCGCAAGAGCAUUCUAAGCUCCUUGGGUAGCGGUACUGCACAGCGCAGCCUGUUUGGUCCAGUGGACCAUGAGCAGCUGCAGCAGGAGUACCAGCAAGCCCUGCGUAAAGACCUGGAGGAUACCUCGCACCGCUGGGGCUUUGACUUCCUGCUGGAGAAGCCCUUAAAGGGAGGCGACUUCCAGUGGGAGGGCGUUCCUUCCACUACGGUGCCCCUCGUCUACCGCCCAAAUAUGGUGGGUAUGAACAAGGUGGAGGGACAGAGGGGGGUGGUCUCUUACAUAGAGGCCAGGGCAGGGCCCUCGCUCAGUGGGAAGGAGAACGUCCUGUACACCCCAGAGAGGGAUGGAGCGACCAUCGUCCAAAACCUGGAGACAACGCCAGGGAGGGGAGAGAGAGAAAGGCUGAAGAGAAAACAGACCAACAUAACAGACUUCUACGCUGCUAAAAGAAGAGUGGUGGGAACUCCUAGGAAAUCCGGUCAGUGAUUUUGAAGGUGAAGAGACCUUAAUAUGCAUACACUCUUACUCACCCAACCUUGUGUAUGCAACUGUAAAACAAACUGUCAAAAGCAAUGGGAAAACAGAAGAACCUCUGCUCAUUAUACUGUACUUUGUUCUUGCUCAUGUGUUUAUUUUUUGUAACGUAUUACUGUCUAAAGCGCCCCCCUGUGGUAUGGAAUACAUACUCUAUUCAGCCAGUUCAGACCUAAAUCAAUCAGUGGACCUCCUCUCCCUUAUCAAUGGCCAAAUGCACUAAGGGCAUUGAAACAUUCACUGUCUGGAUGCCUUUGUUUCAGUACAUUCCACACCACUGAAAUGGACUCACCACGAUUCUGCCUCUGGGUUUACACUUACAGUAACAUCAUCAAAAUGAGACUGUAUUACUGAGUGAGCCUAAAGUCCCUGAGACUUUAGAUUCAAAUAUUAAUUUAUUUAUUUGUAAUAUUGUAUAUUACGUCACUACGCUGUAUCAUGAAGUUUGUGGAAUAUGUUUUUCAUCAGCACUUAUUUUCUGUCUUUUUUCUGUUAACUUGAAUUUUGAAGUUUUGUGUAUCUUGUGUACUCAAAGGAAACUACUUGAAUGAGUACUUUGUUUGAAUUCUAUUUUAUUAUUGAUAGCAAUCUCAGUAUGUGUCAUCCCACUCUGAGCUGUUUAUUGUCAACAGGGAUGUUGGCUGCUCUUUCAAACCAAGACAUACUUCAAACUUACAAUCACAUUUUUAAGAUUGUUAUUACAUAUGAGAUAUUAUACAAAGUUUCCUUGCAGAGUUGCACAUUUGAUGCAGCACAUAGCUGGUGCAUUUGACUUAAACAAAACUCAUCUAAGCUACAGCUGAGUAUUUUGAUCAUUUGUAUUUUAUUCCUAGUACAGUGCAUUUAAAUAUAUAAUAAUAACAAUAUGCUGCUACAGGUAAUGGGUGUCUUUCCAACAAAAUACUUUAUUUGAUAUGCACCAAAAACAAUGCUUAGUGAAAUCAUCACUAGCAUCAGUCAUAACAAUGCACUUCCCUUCAUAGAUGUGUAUUCAUAUGUCCUUUAUAAUAUUUUAUGUUCAACAUUUUUAAAAGAUACUCUAUAUUUAUUGUAAGAUAAGCUUUGUGUGAUUUGUAAAUUGAAUUGUAAUAAAGAUGUAUACUAUUACACUA
This is a messenger RNA of Osmerus eperlanus (European smelt), 1910 nucleotides long. It is a transcript of the gene cdkn1a, whose product is annotated as cyclin dependent kinase inhibitor 1A. Lineage: Eukaryota; Metazoa; Chordata; Actinopteri; Osmeriformes; Osmeridae. Gene Ontology annotation, molecular function: cyclin-dependent protein serine/threonine kinase inhibitor activity. The transcript has 3 exons. Bases 256 to 750 code for a protein of 164 amino acids. Gene Ontology annotation, cellular component: cyclin-dependent protein kinase holoenzyme complex; nucleus. The record is from RefSeq and is a predicted model, not a curated record. Gene Ontology annotation, biological process: signal transduction by p53 class mediator; negative regulation of cyclin-dependent protein serine/threonine kinase activity; DNA damage response.